AUGAAGCGGUUUGUGGAGGGCUACCGUGCAGAGCUUCAGACUGAUGACGCGUUCACAGCUGGGCAGCGCCGCUGCGGUGCCAACGGUACACUGUUGUAUGCACCUUUGGAUGGAUUGCUUGCCGUCAUGCAGGAUAAUGAACAUGCUCAAUUGGCUGUUAGCAGUGUGUUGGGAGGUGCAAAAGCCGCCAUUGCUUCGCAGGAGCAUGAUGCGCCGGGUAUGGUGACGUUACGUGUGCUAAAUACAUCCAUAGCUGGGGCACAUGACGCUCUAGUGGCAGAGCACAAUGAGCGUCGGGUCCAUUUUGUGGGUGGGGUUGUGACGGAGGCGAUGCUGGGCGUGGGGAGUGUGGCCUUCAUCGACCCGCUGCAGCUCGAGCCGCGGCUGAACAGGUUCCGUCGGCACGUGCUCCACCUGUCGCCGACGCUGGAGCAGCAGUUCUUCGUGCUUGCGGAGUACCUCGGAGACACGGGUGUCCGCGAGGCGCACGCGGUGGUCCGCGGCGAGGAGGCGGCGGCGGUGGCGGAGGUGCUGCGGCGGUCGCUGGUGACGUUUGGCGGGUCGCUGCGGUCCGCGACGCUGCUGGCCGGCGGCGACGCGCUGGCGGAGAACCUUCCGGAGGCGGGCGACGUGUUCGUGGCGGGCCUUGCGGCCGGCGACGUCGCUGCGGUGGCGCGGCACGUGGCGUUGCACGACGGCGUGCGCGUGUUCGUCGCGUUCUCCGAGUUUGCGCUGCUGCACGCCGACUUCGCCGCCGCGUUCGGUGGCGGUGCAGGUGGCGCCGACCGCGUUGUGUUUGCGACGAGCCUGCCGCACUGGGACGACGCGAACCCGACGUCGGAGACCGCCCGGGAGUUCCUCGCCGCUGUGCCCAACGCCACGCAACGGACGCCGCUGGCGCUGAUGGGCUUCGCCGCCACGCAGCUGCUGCGGACGGUUGUCUCCCGCAUGGACAAGGUGAGCGCUGCGCUGCUGACUGACUUCUUCUACACGAACGUCGCCAUCACCGUGAAGGACAUGCUGUACGGCUCCUUCGUUAACGGCACGGCGUGUGGUGCGGCUGUGGCCGGUGGUGCUGGGUGCGGCAAGAACUACGGGGCGACGCUCAUUUCUGUGUGGUCGCUUGCCCGUGCGCUGGACCCCGCCGUGCCCGUGCUGUUCCCCGCCGUGACCCCGACGAUGGAGUACGCGGAGCCCGUUGCGCGCGGACUGACGGAGCCGCAGCUGAUCGGCACCAUCGUCGGCAGCGUCGUUGGCGGCCUGUUGCUUGUGGCCGUGGCGGCUCUGCUGCUGCGCUUCUGCCGCGGCUCACGCGACAACGCGAAUGCGCCGAAGGAGCCGACGGACCCCGUGACGCUCGUGUUCACCGACAUCGAGAGCAGCACGGCGCUGUGGGCUGCGUGCUCGGAGUUGAUGCCCGACACCGUGGCGACGCACCACCGCCUGAUCCGCGCGUUGAUCGCGAAGUACCGCUGCUACGAGGUGAAGACGGUCGGCGACUCGUUCAUGAUUGCGUGCAAGAGCGUGUUCGCGGCGGUGCAGCUGGUGCGGGAGCUGCAGCAGGUGUUCCUGCAGCACGACUGGGAGACGGGCGCGCUCGACGAGGCCUACCACAAGUUUGAGGAGGGCAGGGCGGAGGAGGACGCGGAGGAGUACGUGCCGCCGACGGCGCGCCUGGACGCCGCGGUGUACCGGCAGUACUGGAACGGCCUGCGGGUGCGUGUCGGGGUGCACACCGGGCUGUGCGACAUCCGGCGCGACGAGGUGACGAAGGGGUACGA
Messenger RNA from Trypanosoma conorhini, 1781 nucleotides. Its product is annotated as adenylate cyclase. The annotation marks the transcript as partial. Gene Ontology annotation, biological process: intracellular signal transduction; cyclic nucleotide biosynthetic process. NCBI's taxonomy places the organism in Eukaryota, Euglenozoa, Kinetoplastea, Trypanosomatida, Trypanosomatidae. The transcript has a single exon. The record is from RefSeq and is a predicted model, not a curated record.